GCUCAGUCCGAGUUGGAUAUUUAGUACCACAGGACAGAAAAGAAAGAAAAAAAUGUCCUCGACUCUAUGAAGGAGCAACUUGAAAAAGCAUCGCAAAAUUACACGGAACUUCAUCGUAAUCUUCAAGAAUUUGAAUCCAACAAUCCCAAGUGGGCAAAGUCCCUUUCGGAAAAACAGACUGAAUUGCAAAAGGUCACUAACGAGGAUAAAACGAAAAGCGAAGUACUCAGGAAUAUACGCAUCCGACUGGAGCAAAGCCGAUCGACUUUUUCUGCCAACACUAGCCGAGGACGCAUCCUUGACGGUUUAAUGGAGCAGAAACGAAAAGGAACGUUACCCGGCAUAUAUGGACGCCUGGGUGAUCUCGGCGCUAUUGAUGAGAAGUUUGACGGCGUGUGGCCCUUUAGAUAACAUCGUCGUCGAUACCGUUGAUACCGCCCAAAACUUGCAUUGCGUACCUGAAAAACGGCA
Molecule: messenger RNA, 471 nt
Organism: Daphnia pulicaria
Lineage: Eukaryota; Metazoa; Arthropoda; Branchiopoda; Diplostraca; Daphniidae
Product: structural maintenance of chromosomes protein 4-like
Exons: 2
Coding region: 67-411 (114 amino acids)
Biological process (GO): mitotic chromosome condensation
Cellular component (GO): chromosome
Molecular function (GO): protein binding; ATP binding
Source: RefSeq, a predicted model, not a curated record